AUGGCUGAGCGAUACAUCCCCGAGCAUCGCCGCACCCAGUUCAAGGCCAAGAACACCUUCAAGCCUGAGGAGCUCCGUCGCCGCCGCGAGGAGCAGCAGGUUGAGAUCCGAAAGGCGAAGCGUGAGGAGAACUUGGCCAAGCGACGAGGUAUUGGAACCGGUGAGAACCGCCCUGGCGCUUCCCUCGGCGCCGCCCCCGACAGCGACGAUGAGUCCGCUCCCACCGAGUCUCAGCUGAACGAGGACCUUCCUCAGAUGGUCGCUGGCGUCUUCUCGGACCAGAUCGAUGCGCAGAUCCAAGCCACCACCAAGUUCCGAAAGCUGCUCUCCAAGGAGCGCAACCCCCCGAUCGAGGAGGUCAUCAAGACCGGUGUUGUCAGCCGCUUCGUCGAGUUCCUGCGAUCCCCCCAUACCCUUGUCCAGUUCGAGGCUGCCUGGGCUCUGACCAACAUUGCCUCCGGCUCCGCCACCCAGACACAGGUUGUUAUCGAGGCCGGCGCUGUCCCCAUCUUCGUCGAGCUUCUCGCCAGCCCUGAGCCCGAUGUGCGGGAACAGGCCGUCUGGGCCCUCGGCAACAUUGCCGGUGACAGCCCUCACUGCCGCGACUAUGUCCUUAGCUGCGGUGCCCUGAAGCCUCUCCUUAACCUCCUCGGCGAUAGCCGCAAGCUCAGCAUGCUCCGUAACGCGACCUGGACUCUCAGCAACUUCUGCCGUGGCAAGACCCCUCAGCCCGACUGGAGCACCAUCGCCCCUGCUCUCCCCGUCCUUUCCAAGCUGGUCUACUCUCUCGACGACGAGGUGUUGAUCGAUGCUUGCUGGGCCAUCUCUUACCUGUCUGAUGGAUCCAACGACAAGAUCCAGGCCGUUAUCGAGGCUGGCAUCCCCCGCCGACUCGUGGAGCUGCUCAUGCACGCUUCCACCUCUGUCCAGACCCCUGCGCUGCGCUCCGUCGGAAACAUUGUCACCGGUGACGAUGUCCAGACCCAGGUCAUCAUCAACUGCGGUGCUCUGCCCUGCCUUCUUUCUCUGCUCAGCUCCACCAAGGACGGUAUCCGCAAGGAGGCUUGCUGGACCAUCUCCAACAUUACCGCCGGCAACUCGUCCCAGAUCCAGGCCGUUAUCGAUGCCAACAUCAUUCCUCCUCUGAUCCACCUUCUCCAGAACGGUGACCUGAAGACCCGCAAGGAGGCUUGCUGGGCCAUCAGCAAUGCCACCUCUGGAGGUCUGCAGAAGCCUGAGCAGAUCCGAUACCUCGUCGCUCAGGGCUGCAUCAAGCCUCUCUGCGAUCUCCUCGCCUGCCCCGACAACAAGAUCAUCCAGGUUGCUCUCGACGGUCUUGAGAACAUUCUUAAGAUUGGCGACCUCGACAAGCAGGCUGCUGGCGAGAGCGGCGACUCCAUCAACCGUUACGCCCUCUUCAUUGAGGAGUGUGGUGGUAUGGAGAAGAUCCACGACUGCCAGAACAACGCCAACGAGGAGAUUUACAUGAAGGCCUACAACAUCAUUGAGAAGUAUUUCUCUGACGACGAGGAGAACGCUGAUGAGGGUAUGGCCUCGCAGCCCGCCGGCCCCAACGGCACUUUCGGCUUCGGCGCCAACGGUGCUGCCCCAUCUGGCGGCUUCGAUUUUGGCAAGGGCAGCGACGCGAUGGACAUGUAG
Molecule: messenger RNA, 1659 nt
Organism: Fusarium keratoplasticum
Lineage: Eukaryota; Fungi; Ascomycota; Sordariomycetes; Hypocreales; Nectriaceae
Product: Importin subunit alpha
Exons: 3
Coding region: 1-1659 (552 amino acids)
Biological process (GO): NLS-bearing protein import into nucleus
Cellular component (GO): cytoplasm; nucleoplasm; nucleus
Molecular function (GO): protein binding; nuclear import signal receptor activity
Source: RefSeq, a predicted model, not a curated record